Messenger RNA from Aureobasidium uvarum, 816 nucleotides. The record is from the annotation of a GenBank genome assembly. NCBI's taxonomy places the organism in Eukaryota, Fungi, Ascomycota, Dothideomycetes, Dothideales, Saccotheciaceae.
AUGAGCGAAAUCACCAUUGGAGUUCUGGCGCUGCAAGGCGCAUUCAGCGAGCACAUCCAGCUUCUACAACAAGCAGCCAACUACAUCGAUUCAGAAGCCAAUGCGACACCACGAAAGUGGCAAUUCAUCGAAGUCCGAACCGUCGAACAACUACAAUCAUGCGCCGCCCUAGUCCUUCCCGGUGGUGAAAGUACUACAAUCUCCCUCGUCGCCGCAAGAUCUGGCAUGCUGGAGCCCCUACGCGACUUUGUCAAGGUGUCGAGAAAGCCUACCUGGGGCACGUGUGCAGGUCUUAUUCUUCUCGCCGAGUCGGCCAAUCGCACAAAACAGACGGGACAAGAGUUGAUCGGUGGACUGGAUGUGCGUGUCAAUCGCAACCACUUUGGUCGCCAGGUUGAGAGUUUCGAGGCAGCAUUGGAUCUGCCUUUCUUGGUUGAAGCGGGCGGCGAGGACUUUGCUACCAGCAACAAGCCAUUCCGAAGUGUCUUCAUCAGAGCACCUGUUGUUGAGAAGAUUUUGGCGACACAGUCGGGAGAGCAAGAGGAGGAAGCAAAGUUGGACGAUACAGUGGUCGCACCUUCAAAGGUAACAUCAAAUGGAAAGUCACUUGGCAAGGUUGAAGUCAUGGCACGAUUGCCAGGUCGAGCGAAAGCAUUGAACGACAAAAAGACAACAGCGAGAGAGGUGGGCGAGGAGGGCGACAUUGUGGCCGUCAGACAGGGCAAUGUGUUUGGUACCAGCUUCCACCCAGAGUUGACGGGAGAUGCACGGAUUCACGUGUGGUGGGUCAAGCAGGUGCUACAGGCUUUGCAGUAA